AUGGUGGGGCACCUACAUUUACAAGCUAUGGAUGAUAGUCUGAAAGGAAAGAAUCGGGAGGGACUGCUUGACAGUCCGGAUUCGGGACUCCCUCCGAGUCCAAGUCCGCCCUUCUAUUCGCUGUCCCCGGGUCUGCUCGAGUCGCGCUCCGGGAGUUGUACGACGCCAGUCGAGAACCAUGGAUACUAUAAAAACGAGAGCAAAGAAGGCAAACUGGUAAGCAACAGUUGAUAAAGUGUUUGAUAGCUUACAAGUGCCGCUGGCUCUGCGCAUUGUGCGCAACCAGUGCGCUAUUCAGAUAAAAAAAAAAAAAAACUGAAAUUGUAUGAGCAAGACAAGAAGGAAUUGCAUCUAUCUACCCUCCGAUUGACUUUAUUGUUAAACCAUGUGUCCGUCAUGGUAGUAUGUAAACUGUUUUGUUGUGGACAGAUACUUGAACUUGCAUAUUGCUUACUCCUUAACAUCUGGUAUUCCUCUUACUGUUGGAAUUUCACUGGUGCAGCGCAUAGGCCUAGACAUUUUCUGAUUCAGUAUUAUCUUUAGAAAUCAAAUAGUUCAAUGGAUUCUGACAUGUCUUGAUGAUUGUUUGAUUCAGGAUCAUGAAUCUCAAACAAUAAUAAACAAGUUGUUCAUGUUCAUGGAUAAAUUAUUGAUAGGCCUUCCCUCAGAUCAGACAUCUAGGACAUGUGUUAUAACCCUUGUAGCCUAUAGGACUGGAUGAAAUAGAACCAAUGAUCUAGCUUUGUCUCAUUUCUGUGUUAAAAUGGAUUCAAUUGUUUGUGGUGAUUUUGUAAUUUGUAAUAAUUAACUUUUCACUGCAGAAACCCCAAGAGAAGCAGUGUCCAUUAACACCCUUUCUGUUAAUGUUCCAUGAAAGGGAUGUGCAUCAACCUGUGUUAUUUCCAAUUGUUUUGAUAUUUUCUUGCCUCUUGAGUGAAUAUUUAACAAUACUUAAGAGUCAAUGAGGAAUGUUACAAGAGAGUCACAGCGGAUGUCAAACAUUUCUCUAUGUCUGUCCCAUUCAUGAUGGAAUAGUUUGAAAGUUCAAUGGCAGCCCAGGGUUGAAGUGACCCAUAGAAACAAACAGAACUCUAGGUCAAUGUGUAAACACUUUAACCUUGUGGUGGUAGCAAUGGAAAUGGGUGAGGGGACAAAACAGAGUGUGAUUGUGAUUAUAUCUGAUUAGUUCCUUGUGUCUGUUGUGGUCUCCAUUACUGACAACUCUCAGGUUAAUGCCCUCUAGUCGACCACACUGCUGCUGCUCAUACAGAAUAUUGCACUAUAACCUGGCUUUACCCUCUCACUGCAGCCAAUGCCAGCUUGGAAACCAGACAGCCCAUAUAGGCACAUGCUUCGGCUUGAAAUCCCCAAUAAAUAGAUACAGUGUGAAUAGUGCCUCACACUUGGGAGAGGACACACAAUUGAUUUAUUAAUAUUUGAUCAAGAAAUGCAAUUUAUGUAAUGUUAGUUAUAAAUAAUAACAGUUGUAUCAAUCGUUUGCUAUGAUUUGAGCGAAGUGUAGUAAUCCCACUGAGGAACAAAGGUCAUUUAAAUUAGAAAUAAUUACCAAGGCACUCCUUAUUUAACAAUCUAAGGAACAUGUUCCUACAGGUCUAGAUGGCAUUUUUAUGUGCUUUUAGAGGGAAGCCAGCAGCCAACUCCACAGACAGUACAAUACAGUAGAUGGGAGUUGCGUGACAGUGGUUUGUUGAGGCCUGAAAGGGAGAGAUAUGGUACUAAUCCCCUGGAUGUGGGGACUGGUGGAGCUCCCCUGCUUUGUGGUUUCCCUUCAAAACAGCAGCUUUGAUAGGGGCUGAUUCUGCUUGUGGUUCCAAUACCUUUAAUGGGAUUGUGCAUGUAUGUAAAAAAUAUAUCUCUUCCAUUAGAAAAGGCUUGCAAAGCUUUUUUUGUGGGAGUUUGGGCUAUUUUCUUUUAUAUACAGUAUGUGCAUGCUUGGCACUGGCAGUAGGCAGACAUGCAUGCACUUGCAUAAACACAUGCAUGCACUUGCAGAAAACUUGACAAGCAGCAUAUCAGAUGAAAGGAGGUUGUCAAUGGAGGGGGUGAGCAGGUUCAACUGUAUCCCCUUGGAUAUACAUUUAUUUGUAUCACAGUAAAACUCCUGCUUUAUAUUCUGGUUAUUAGACUGUUCAUUACACUGUUAUAGGGGGGGGGGGGGGGGGGGGCUGAGAGUCCCUCUCAUGUGUCAGUGUUCUGGCCCAGUCAAGGAGCUCAGUCAGCACUAUAACUAUCCCUGGAUUAGUGUAUAGGACAGAAAGGAGACUCGUGUUGUGUCAUUAGGUGCUUAUUCCAACUGUAGUGUUGAUAUUGAUAGUGAUGCUGGAGUUUGAGGACAUCUACUAUACUCAGUCAGCAGUUUACUGUGUGAUGAUGAUGACUUUUUCCUUACUCCAGUUCCUCGUGAUCUACCUCGAGUGUGUGAGAGAGUUGCUCUUUGUUUGAGUGUGUAUUGUACUGUAUGUAGCUUUAUGCUUAGCUUCACACCACGUCGACUAGGUGGGUAGAGAUGUGCUUCCGGGAGAAUGAGUUCCGUAUGUGUGCUGCUGCUUGGGUACUGUAGAUUAGGGAUGAACAUUUUCCCGAAAAUCUACCAAAUUUCAAUACCGGGAAUAAUUCAUAUUUAUCCCGAGAGUCCCGGGAAAUACCACAAAAAUCGUAAGUGCCCAUUUAAAGCGUUUAAAACCAAAUAUGGUUACUAUCCCAGGCUUCUCCCAAAAUAAGAUUGUCACUGCGCCACAUUGCCGGCUUGGCUGCGCCACUAUGUAAAGAUUUCACAGCAAGUGAAACUGAUAGUAAUGAUAGAGUAAGUUUGAUCGCCAAUGACAUUGUUGUGAAUUGCGAAACAGGCCGUUCAUAAAUUCCGAGCGUUAUCAUUUUCCUAAAUUAAUUCAGCGCAUUUCAGCAGUAGGCCUAGUCUAUAUGGACAAAGAGCGCGCUCAGGACGCAUAGAGCGCACCUCUAGUAGGCUAUAGCAUUGUCGAAUCAUACAAACUUUGUAACGGCAGUCAAACAAAAGUCAAAUGACCAAGCUUGCUAGAUAACCUCUAACGAAUGACAGAAUAUCUCCUAUUUUGCUAAAUCGAGUCGAUAAUUAUACAGAUAGCAUAUCAGCUCACGAAUAACGGGGAUAUGAAGAGAGGACAUUGUUUAAAUAUCAAGGUAUCUUAACGGGGACCAACUAAAAACAAAUAUCCAUAUCUACUCUCAUACCGUUUGGUAAAUGACUAAAAUUUAAAUGUCUCAAAGCAGCGCGAUGGCGCUGUCCCAAUCAAAACGGUGCUGAAGUUAUCAUCUAGGUGACCACACACGACUAUUGCCUUAAAUUAAUAUAACGGUUGGAUAUGACUUUCGGAGUUUUUGUAUAAGAAAGCAUUUGAUACAUGGCUUCAAUUGCAUUAGCCUACUUUAUUCCAAUAUUUGUAACAUUAGUUGAUCAUAACUAAGGUGAAUUUUCCUCUGCGCUUUUUCUAGGCCCAAUGGCUGUUUCCUUGUCUCCUUACUCGACUGCCGCCCACCUCUGCUGCGUUGUUCACAGCACCAGUUUAAAUCAAUAUAGCCUACUGUUUUCUAGAAAUCGGACCAGGCCUGGGCUUCAGUUCACCGGGCUUGGGUAGGACCGGGAUCACAUUUUCAGUUCUAAUGAGAACUCUAAACUGCAGUCGGGUCUUGUGUGCAGUCCGGCAGUGUCAAUUAUGCGCGUACUUUCAAUGUAUGGCGACUUUGUGUGAAGUAAAUAUGCUAGGCUACCUGUUCGGAUAAUGUGCUAUUUGUGGGAAUGCUUUAGUGCAACCCAUUGGGUGAAAAUGUAAUUUCCCUUGUCAUUUAAUUUGUGAAGAGUGGUCCUGGGCCCCUAGCCUGGAGCCCACCUACCAUUCAAAAGUGUUUACACUUUCAAAGGCUGCCAACACAUUAAUUCCUCUGGAUAAACAGCCAGGAUGCUGCUUCUGCCAGAGCACAGAAGACAUGCCAAUCACACUCUUUUAAUAUGUUGAUGCCAGCAGCACACAGUGGAAAAUUAAUGACUUUGCAGAUUAUGGUCCAUUUACAGGGAUUAACAGCAAUGAGGGUAGCAUGGUUAUUGGUUACACUAGCUCUCAUCUGAGUGAGAGUGAUAUACUCAGCAGAGCUGAAGUUGCAAGCUGGGGUACAGUACAGCCCACAGAGUGAGGUUUUGUUGGGUGCCGAUUUGGGGGUUUGGGUAAGACGAGAGCUGUGUGCUGCACAGUGAUUUGGGUGGCACCUCUGCUGUUCCCUUGGCCUGUUCUGACCUGUCCCAAGAGCUAUGAUGUUGGAGAGACAUGUGCAGCCAAACCUUAACGUGACAACUUUGCUCGAUCUACCCUUUGUAAUGACAGAGAGAGAAAGAGAGGGAGAGAAAGAGAGAUGGUGGGAGCAGAAUGAUAUAGUUGAUUCAGGAAGUUCGUGUUUGGGGAGAUCCUGUAAUUACACAUAAAAGUGUUAGUUGGACGUCUUGGACUCACAACGAAACGUGUAUUGUCUGGAUGGCAUUAUGACUAGAUGUCAUGUUGACUGGAUGACAUCCGUGCAUGCCUAUGGGCUAAGACAGCAGCACUGUAUAGACUUGGCAAAGGAUUUAGAAUUUGCUAAUUGGUUCCAGAAGCGGUAGUUACAGUGUAUGGGUUUGUGCCUAUGACUUUAUUGGUCUCUAGGCAGAUGGUGGGACAGGACAGCAAAGUCCCUAUGGAGAGGCCUUCUCAUAAGGUCUUUCUCAGUCAGAAUGCUGGGUGUAACAGGUGAACCAAGUCUGGAGCAUAGGAAAGAUCUAACACUGACACCUACUAGAGGGUAUUUCACUCUCUGAUGACAUGGUCUAACCAGUUUGUCAUACUGUGCUAUACUGUACCGUAUGUGAGACAUACUCUGAUGAGAUACAUACAGUGCCAUGAGGUUGACAACACUGACUACAAGGCUUCAUCCAUUUACAGUCAAAUGAAAUAAAAUGAACCUUAACAUGUAUGUGACCUCUCUGGGACAGGGUUUGUUGUGUAGUGCAGACAGACAGACAGAGACAGACAGACAGACAGUAGCCUCUCUCCUGUCCUGGACAGCCAUGUGUGCUGUUGGCUGGGCUGGUGUGUGUGUCUGGACUGUAGGCGCUCUGUGGGGUUGAUUUAGUGGAGGGAGCAGAGCGGUUCUAAUGGCUUGAGCAGUUGAAGCAGUGACAUUGCCCAGGUCCAGGAGACACAGAGGUGGAGGAAUGCUCUCAACUAGCCCUCUCAGCUACACAACAGGCAGACAGGAUGGCUGGCUUUGGAAGUUCUUUCAGAAGCAUACAACUGGGCUGCUAAUAGUGGGAUCUCGCAGGACAGUCUACUCUUGCCUGUAGAAUGGAUUCUGCCAGCCCACUUCCCUCAUCUGCCAGCUCACUUCCCCUCACCACCAGUAGGUUCGUUUUUACACAUUAACAGGGGGUAAAGUGAUGGAUUUAUAAGAAUGGCCUCCCUAACCUCAUACCUAUAUCCUCCCCUAGCUGCCGUACCUUCUCCUGAACUCAACGGGGACGGACCCGAGGGCACGCAUGUACCCUGUGUUCUUUGGGGAGAGCAUCGAGGUCAUCCCAAAACCUGAAACAGAGAUCAAGUGAGUGACCCUUCACCAAACUACAUACAGAAUGACUUGCUAUUAAUAGUAGGGCUGUGACGGUCAUGGAAUUUUGGAUGACGGUAAUUGGCCAGCCAAAUGACCGCGUUCACCGUAAUAACCGUUCGAAUAGCAUUUCUUAAAAAAAAAUAUAUAUAUAUAUAUAUAUAUACACUACCGUUCAAAGGUUUGGGGUCACUUAGAAAUGUCCUUGUUUUCGAAAGAAAAGCAUUUUUUUUGUCCACUAAAAUAACAUCAAAUUGAUCAGAAAUACAGUGUAGAUAUUGUUAAUGUUGUAAAUGGCUAUUGUAGCUGGAAACGGCAGAUUUUUAAUGGAAUAUCUACAUAGGCGUACAGAGGCCCAUUAUCAGCAACCAUCAGUCCUGUGUUCCAAUGGCACGUUGUGUUUGCUAAUCCAAGUUUAUGAUUUUAAAAGGCUAAUUGAUAAUUAGAAAACCCUUUUGCAAUUAUGUUAGCACAGCUGAAAACUGUUGUGCUGAUUAAAGAAGCAAUAAAACUGGCCUUCUUGAGACUAGUUGAGUAUCUGGAGCAUCAGCAAUUGUGGGUUUGAUUACAGGCUCAAAAUGGCCAGAAACAAAUAACUUUCUUCUGAAACUCGUCAGGCUAUUCUUGUUCUGAGAAAUUAAGGCUAUUCCAUGCAAGAAAUUGUGUGUACUACUCCCUUCACAGAACAGCGCAAACUGGCUCUAACCAGAAUAGAAAGAGGAGUGGGAGGCCCUGGUGCACAACUGAGCAAGAGGACAAAUACAUUAGAGUGUCUAGUUUGAGAAACAGACGUCUCACAGGUCCUCAACUGGCAGCUUCAUUAAAUAGCACCCGCAAAACACCAGUCUCAACGUCAACAGUGAAGAGGCGACUCCGGGAUGCUGACCUUCUAGGCAGAGUUGCAAAGAAAAAGCCAUAUCUCAGACUGGCCAAUAAAAAGAAAAGAUUAAGAUGGGCAGUCUGAGGUAUGGCUUUUUCUUUGUAACUCUGCCUAGAAGGUCAGCGUCCCAGAGUCACCUCUUCACUGUUGACAUACACAGGGAGUAGUACACAGCGUUGUACGAGAUCUUCAAUUUCUUGGCAAUUUCUCGCAUGGAAUAGCUUUCAUUUCUCAGAACAAGAAUAGACUGACGAGUUUCAGAAGAAAGUUAUUUGUUUCUGGCCAUUUUGAGCCUGUAAUCGAACCCACAAUUGCCGACGCUCCAGAUACUCAACUAGUCUCAAGAAGGCCAGUUUUAUUGCUUCUUUAAUCAGCACAACAGUUUUCAGCUGUGCUAACAUAAUUGCAAAAGUGUUUUCUAAUGAUCAAUUAGCCUUUUAAAAUGAUAAACUUGGAUUAGCAAACACAACAUGCCAUUGGAACACAGGACUGAUGGUUGCUGAUAAUGGGCCUCUCUACGCCUAUGUAGAUAUUCCAUAAAAAAAUCAGCCGUUUCCAGCUACAAUAGCCAUUUACAACAUUAACAAUGUCUACACUGUAUUUCUGAUCAAUUUUGUUAUUUUAAUAGACAAAUUUUUUUUUCUUUUCUUUCGAAAACAAGGACAUUUCUAAGUGACCCCAAAGGUUUGAACGGUAGUAUAUAUAUAUAUAUAUAUAUAUAUAUAUAUAUAUAUAUAUAUAUACAUAAAUUUUGAUGCACAUUUUCUCCUCCGCUCCUGACUGCAUGUGCUGCCAUAGAAAUAGAUUGAAUAGAAUGGGCGUCCCCAUUCAAGUCAAUGAUGGUAUAAUGGGUGGACUGGCGACCAUUGCAAAGCAGGAAGUAAAAGAAUGAAGUGUACCCAGAUUUGCUGAUUCAACUCAACUGACAUUACAAAAAAAACAUUCCAUUGCAUGAGCCACAUCAGUUAACAUAAUUUGAAUGAACAUUCUACAUUACCAUGGAAAUUAUUGCAUCACAAUACCAGGCAACCAUUGCGAGUGUACCUAUGAGUUUUUAACAGUCAAAUUGCCUCACGGAUGCCCGGCCAUCUGGUCUUUAGUCAGCUGCCCCCCCCCCAAAAAAAUAAAUAAUAAUAAUAAUAAUAAUGAUGGUCUUCAUCCAUAACUGUCGGUUACAAGGUUAUACAGUAAUUGUGCCAGCCCUACUUAAUAGUGCCAUCUAGUGAUCAGCUAUAUACCAUUUACUGCAGAAUCUAUGACUUAAUGUUUUUUUAUUUAAUUUCACCUUUAUUUAACCAGGUAGGCCAGUUGAGAACAAGUUCUCAUUUACAAUUGCGACCUGGCCAAGAUAAAGCAAAGCAGUGCGAUAAAAACAACAACAACACAGAGUUACACAUGGGAUAAAACAAAACAUACAGUCAAUAACACAAUAGCUCUUCAAAGUACUUUGGUACUUCAGUACUUAAUCCCAUGUCUUUGGUUCUACUCCCCAGGUGUAACUCUGAGGUGAAGUAUGACUCAGACAAGCACUACCGGGACCAGGUGUACUGCGCUCCCGUUCCAACAGUGACGUCCUACAGCGAGACGGUCGUUGCCGUGCAGAACUGCACCUGGAGGAGUUACAAGUCCCAGGUGUACCUAGAGCCGCGCCAGAGGCCCCUGCACUACCAGAGCACCACCAUAGUGUACCCCAAACACGCCAAGAACACUUACCGCACCACGCUCAAUUACAACGCUACGGGCUCCCGCCGCUGGUUUGUCUCCACUGUCCAGCUGGAGUCCAGUGAGGAUAGCAGCCCCUGCAUCAUCUACACAGAGGACCUCUAA
Molecule: messenger RNA, 8335 nt
Organism: Coregonus sp. 'balchen'
Lineage: Eukaryota; Metazoa; Chordata; Actinopteri; Salmoniformes; Salmonidae
Source: the annotation of a GenBank genome assembly